AUGCUAAUGAAAGUGUUUGCAGGCUUGAGAUUAAAAUGCUUGAAAGUAAAAGCUGUUUCCUCCGAAACUGGAAAGGUUUGCUCUUUUAACAUAAGCACAUCUUUUGACCUUUUGAAACAUAAGUCAACAUUAUAUAUGGUAUUAGUUGUCGCAUCCUUGCCUUUGACUAACAUACCACAUGUUGGCUUAUCACUUAUGUUUCAAAAAUAGAUAAAAUAAAUGAUGGAUGACAUGUAUAUACACACACACACAAAAUGUCGUUAGUAGUCUCCCGUUUGAGACAAUAUAGCACAAAUGCUCUAUUGAUGGUGAAGUGAAUUUACACAAAUAUGUAACAGUUUCUAUUUUGGUAUCUAUUGAAAUAAAGUUUACUGACAGCUAGACAACCUCAUCCUCUAAAAGACCAACAAUAAACCUCAAUCCGUUCGAAUGGGCAUGCAACUGUAAAUAUUUUCAGCCGGAUCUUUGCUUGUAGAACAGUGUCGAGAUCAACUAUAUAUGAUGAUUAUUCACUUUAUAUAUCCAACAUACCUAAUUAUAUUUUACCAAAAAACAAAAAAUACCUAAUUAUACGUUCAUAACAACAUGAAAAGCGUUUAGCAACAGGGUUCAGACCCUGAUCCCUAUCUAAAAGGAUAUUCUGAAAUUGAAAAACCAAGGUCUGGGACACAAUGAGGAUACUCGAAUGUGAAAAGGAAAUGGGGACAGUUUCAACAAAGAUCUUAGUACUAGCCAGACCUGACAGGUUCUGAGAUUGACAGGUCCUAUAGUGAGUUAGUAUCAGGGAGUAUGGUUAUCGGCUGCAACUCCAAAAUUUUCAGUUAUAGCUUGGCUUGCGAUCCGAGAUAGACUGGCCACGGGGGAGAGAGUCUUGAGAUGGAACCCGCAGGGAGAUGCAACAUGUGUGCUCUGUAAUGGUACAAUGGAAACGAGGGAUCAUUUAUUCUUUAAUUUGAUGCCCCUAUUCUGAAGCGAUAUGGCAGAAGUUAACUACGAAGCUGGAUGGUGCGAGGAACACAACUAUCUGGUCUGAGCUACUUGAUCUGGUGAUGGACAAGACAAGGGAUAGCACAGUUUUAUUUCUUAUUCGAUAUACCUUUCAGGUUGUGGUAUACUCGAUGGCCAGAGAAGAACAAUAGGAGACAUGGCGAAGCUCCACAAAGCGCAACUCAAAUUGUCUAGUAUAUUGACAAACUGGUCCGGACCCGCAUCGACUCACUACGAAGACAUGACAACGGACGAUAUAGCAAAGCUAUGGGAGUGUAGUUUGCUACUAGAUGAAACUUUUUUUUUCUUUAAUAAUUUAAAAAAUUCAAAUUCCUUAAAACAAUGACACAUUGUACAAAAGUAUUUUUUUUGUCUUGAAUAAAUUUAACACUCAUUAAAAGAAGUGUUUAUUAGCAACAAAAAAAAUAGUUUUAAAUGUGGUUGUGGCAUGUUUAAAAAAAAAAAAAAUUCCGAGACGUGUUUCAGAUAAAAAGCAUGUAAGAAAAUGCUGUAUCCAGGAGGACUGAAUCAUCAUGAUAUGUACAGUUGAAAAUAUUUGACACCGUGCAAAGGAUGCCUAGUACUUUGUGAUCGCACGGUUUGACUCUAGUCGCUACUUUUCCUCUGUUUUCUUACAUAUUUUUCUCUGUUGUUCUUUAGCAAAAGUAGAGCUGUGCUCGUCACUCUUAUCUAUCUUUCCAUGUCUUUUGAUUCCUUAGUCUAGGAUCAAAAAAUUGUACAAUUCUUUUUGUUGUUAUAAAGUUAACAUUUCAACAAAAAAAAAUUAGAGUUGAAUAUAUGUUGCCUUAAAAAAACACUCAUUCUACAUGUCACUUUGAAACUUUCACAUAGAUUAAAAAAAUAAUUUGAAUGUAUUUAUUUUUUUAUUAAUUGCAUUUCGUAAUUAAUAUUAAACUUAAAAUAAGUAUAAAUUGCAUCAAAAUUCUAAAAUAACAUUUUUGUGUCAUAAAAAGUAUUAAACUGGCCCUUUCUGUGAAACAGAUAAAUUUGUUUUAUAUUUGAAUAAAAGUGCAUAUAGAAAAAAGAAAAUAUCAAAUGUUUCAGGUUUAUGAUGUCUAAUAUUUGUGCUCAUCAUGUUUCACCAACUGAAAUAUCAAAUGUUUAAGAGAUCAUAUCUAAGUUUUGCGCUCAUCAUGGUUCACCAAUUGAUGUAUCAAAAAUGUAAUUAAGCCUUUAUAUAUAGUCUGAUGACACAGUUUUAUGCCAAUCAUAUAACUCUGUGUGAAUGCAUUAAUUUUUGUUGUUGUAAAAAAGAGGAGACAAACUCUAUGUCCACAACACAGACUUUAAUUUUUUUUUUUUGUUUAAAACACAGACUUUAAUUUCUGAUUCAAAAGUUUCUCCAUGUUUGAGAAAUCGUACCAAAAACUCCCUUCGCACUUCCUUUUUUUUUUUAACACUUACAAGUGUCAUAAUGCGGUCUUACUCCUUUAGAUAUCACUUACAAGCUAAGCGAGGACUUCUCUAGUGGGUAGAAAUGGUAUUACCAAAAACAAUUUAUCAAGAAAUCCAAAUAGCAAAUGGAAUCCACAUUUUCUUUUGAGCUUACGUUUACUCCCCCACCACCAGCCUGAUUAAUUACAUCAAUACCAUAUUAAAGAUAUAUAGAUACAUUCGUACCUAUCAAGUUUACAUUCUUACGUAUCAAAUAUAUCUCUUGCUCACCAAGUCUAUAUCUCUUGCAUGUCAAGCGUAUCUUCCUUAUUUAUAAAGUCUACAAUAUAUAUAUUUUACAUUCAUUAAUAAUACUAGUUAUCAAUGUACGAAACUUAUACGGUACUAUAACAAAACUCGAUAUAAUCAUUAUAGUGGGUAGUAAUGAUAGAUGAAUAGCUGGAUCACCAUUCACCAAACACGAAUAUCACAUUGUAUGAUUGUGGAAAGAGUUUGGUGAAAUGAUUAAAAUGUUUGUUGAAUUUUGGGCCUAUAAAAUACCUAACAUUGGGUUACACCCCCUUAUCAUCUGCUUCAUUUCUCUUCACGCUUGAAAACUCAGUUCUUCCUAUCUCUCUGUUCUUUAAAUCCAUUGCCGUGAAAGGAGGAGUAGAUAUGUAUAGCUCGCUUGAAACGACGGCUCCGGCUACGUUGGAACCGCAAGAAACAUCGGAGAAAGAUUUGCCAAUAACUGGAGGAGACAAACUGUUACUGAAAGGUUUAAAGUUUUACGGUUUCCAUGGAGUCAUUGCAGAAGAAAGGACAUUGGGGCAGAUGUUUCUUGUUGACAUUGAUGCGUGGGUGAGUCUUAAAAAGGCUGGUGUGUCUGACAACUUAGCAGAUACAAUCAGUUACGUUGACAUUUUCAGCAUAGCUAAAGAAAUUGUUGAAGGGCCACAACUAAACCUUUUGGAAGCAGUAGCGGAACGCAUCGCGUCCAAAACGCUUGAAAAGUUUCCUCGGGUAACUGCUGUUCAAGUGAAGCUAGUGAAGCCAAAUGUUGCACUUAUCAAGAGCGGUAUUGACUACUUAGGUGUCGAGAUUUUCCGACAGCAAAAACACUAAUUCAAGGAAACUGAUGAUAUCCUUCUAAAGUUUGUGUUCAAUAAUCCUUUGUCCAGACAAAGAGAAUUGUAUCCAUGAAAUGUAAUUAUCAUAUUUUUCUUUCAUUAUUUUGCUCUUUGAUAUCAA
Molecule: messenger RNA, 3633 nt
Organism: Brassica rapa (field mustard)
Lineage: Eukaryota; Viridiplantae; Streptophyta; Magnoliopsida; Brassicales; Brassicaceae
Product: dihydroneopterin aldolase 1
Biological process (GO): folic acid-containing compound metabolic process
Cellular component (GO): cytoplasm
Molecular function (GO): dihydroneopterin aldolase activity
Source: RefSeq, a predicted model, not a curated record